Ceratitis capitata (Mediterranean fruit fly) is the source of this 3462-nucleotide messenger RNA. It is a transcript of the gene Grip, whose product is annotated as glutamate receptor-interacting protein 1. Gene Ontology annotation, molecular function: protein binding. Gene Ontology annotation, biological process: neurotransmitter receptor transport, endosome to postsynaptic membrane. The coding region runs from base 247 to 3462 and encodes 1071 amino acids. NCBI's taxonomy places the organism in Eukaryota, Metazoa, Arthropoda, Insecta, Diptera, Tephritidae. The record is from RefSeq and is a predicted model, not a curated record. The transcript has 11 exons.
GAUAAAAGAUAGGAGAUUUUUUAUUUUAGAUUCUCCCUCUGCAUACAACUGUGAAAUCUCAAAACAAUUUUGUAAUAUUUGUAGUGCGUUUUUUUAUAUAUCACAAAAAAAAAACGGAAAAUUUGUAAGAAAAACCAAAAAUAUUGAAGUGUUGCCAUGUUUGUAGUGCAUUAAGUGUGCGUUUUCUUUCCCUCUGCUGUAUUGCAAUUGUUCAAACGGAAUUGAUAAUAAACAAAAGAGCGAAAAAUGAAACUUUGGAAGGCGAAAAAACCGAUUAGCUGCGUACCCGGCAAAUCGGCCGCGUUGAAGAAUGAGGAUAAACUGGAUGGCGGUAAUAAUGGAGGCGGCAUACCGUUAACUCCAAUUGUAUCGGUUGAUCGCGCCAUGAGUCCUGCACAGUCUGAAGAUUCCGGUCUGGCACCCGAUCGUGGCACUACAUAUGCAACAAUAACAUUGCCACGUGACAGCGCCACUAAUAUGGGCAUCACAUUUGCAGAACGCAACGACCUCUCGUAUCCACCUGUUAUCGGCUCGCUUAGUCCACUGGGUCAUGCUGCGGACUUUCUAGCGCCCGGCGAUCGUAUUCAUCAAAUUGAUGGCAUCUCAACAAUUGGGUUGAGUAAUCAACACGUCAUGAGUAUGCUGUGCGGCGCCUGUGAUGGCACUGGUAACGGCUCGGCCGGUGUUGACGGCUCUGGCGAGGCACGCGGUGCGCCUGCUGUUGUGGAAAUUGAAUAUUCUCUGCCCGAAUAUAUCUCCCAGAAUAGUUUAUGCGUCACAUCGAAAUUAGCGCAGAUCACUGUGGAGCGUGAGAGUGGCUGCUUAGGCCUAACGCUACGUGGUGGCGGUGAUUUUCCAUUGAUCGUAACGCAUGUACGGCCGCAUGGACCUGUCUACAAGACCGGACGCAUCAAACCGGGCGACCGGCUGUUGCGUUUGGAUAAUCUAUCGCUCAUUGGCAAAACUUUGGCAGAGGCCCAACAGAUAAUCAAGUGUGGCGGUCACGUUUCCGGUUAUACAAAUCUUACAGUCGAAUAUGAUGUGUCGGUGGUGCAGAGUGUUGAAUUCUCAAUGGGUCCCCUUUUGAUUGAAAUCGAACGUCCGAUGAAUGAUAAAUUGGGUUUGGUAUUGUGCAACUAUCCGGCGGCUAGUCAUAUGGAUCAUACGAAGAUCGAUGAGGUCAGCGCGGCGGGUAUUUACAUAGCGAGUAUAAUGCCAGCGAGUAUUGCAGACAGAUGUGGCGCCUUGUCUGUGGGUGAUCAAGUGCUCUCCAUUGACGACACCAUAAUCGAGAAUUCAGCCUACAGUCCGGACGAGGUGAUGACAAUGUUGGAUGCGAACACAGGCCGCGGCUACACGCAAAUGCAAAUAAUGCCGGCGCACGCGUUGACGCGAAGAGGUCACACAACGCUCGGCAGUCCGAAGUAUGGUUUCAGCACGCUGGAGUCACGCAAGUCCCGGCAACGUCAGCGUUUCGUACGGAAAAGUUCGCUGCCACUAGAUGGCGGUGGCGGUGGCUGUGGCGCUGGCAGCAGUUGCAACGGCGGUGGUGGCGGCGGGGGCGGCAGUACGGGCAGUAAUAGUGGCACAGCGAGCAACGCGAGUGGCGGCAGUAGCGCCAGCGGCAGCAGCAAUGGUGUUAACAGCAGUGCCUCUUCAAGUGGAGCUGGCGGUGGCAGUUUGAAUGUAAGUGGAGUGGGCACACUGCAUCAUCAUCCCAGCGCCAUUGGCAUUUGCCGUUCCGAAACAUUUCCCGUGCUGUUGGACUGCAGUCAAGGUUCGGGCAUAGUGCUCGGUCUGCCCACUGCGUGUGGACGUGCCGUUACAAUAGCGCAGGUAUUGGCCGAUUCGGUGGCCGAUCGCAGCGGUUCGAUACAGAAGGGUGAUCGCAUUGUGGCCAUUAAUAAAAUGUAUAAUUUGGACGUGCAGACUAUGCGUCAGUUGUUGGGUGAGAAUCGUACGUUGCAGUCGCAGAAGGCACAACAGCAGACGCCAGCUGCAAAUUGGUUGGAAUUGGAGAUUGAAAUCGAUAUGGCGGACUCGGUGGUGCCGUCGAGUGGUGUGUAUAAUGUAAAGUUGUUGCGUGCAGGCAAAUCGGGACUGGGCAUAACGGUCAAUGGUUCUAGUCAUGGCGGUUUCGUUAUUUCCGAUGUGAAACCCGGCAGUCCGGCACAUCGUACGGGUUCGCUGCGUGGCGGCGAUAUUCUGCUGGCCGUGGAUAAUCAUCCCGUACAACAUUACAAUGUCGACUCAUUGUUGAAGGAUAGUCCGGCGGCAAUUGAUUUUACCACACUCACUGUGAAACGUGUCAUGUUGCCGGAUUUCCUCUUUGAUGCCCAACAGAAGAUGCCAAAUCCCAUUUAUAGCAAUUGCCCGGGCAGCCCGAGUGAUCAUGAUCUGUACAGCUCAGCCGCUUAUGUCACGUCCAAAUUCAACGAUUGCUUGUCAUUAAAGUCUACCACGCCACAGUCGGAUUUCUACCACAACACCUCUGGCAUGGACGACGGCUGUAGCCUGCAGUCGGUGCAAAUGCGUCAUCAUCCACAUCCCUGCAACACCUGGAGUGCCAACACUUCGGCAAUGGGUCGUUCUUUUGCUGCGCAAAAUACACAGAGUCUGACCACCGAGUUGCCGGACAAUGACGACAGUAACUAUCAGGACUUCCCCGGCUAUGACUUAGAUCGGUAUGCAAGCGCCGACUGCAGCGCUCUACCACCACCGAUGGAGAGCAAAGUUUACGGCUCGGCAGCAAGCUCGAGCAGUAAAAGUAGCGGCAGCAGUCUACACCAAAUCAUCUUCACCGUACGUCUCGAACCGAAAGGUGGCUUGUUGGGCAUUACGCUUGCGGGCAGCGAGGACGUCAGUAAGCCCAUAACCAUAAGUGGAAUUGUAGAGGGUGGCAUUGCACACAAACAUGGGCAAAUCCAAGUGGGAGAUCAAUUACUCGCGAUCAAUGACGACUCAGUGCAAGGCAUCCCACUCUCGUUGGCCACAAACAUCUUACAGAAUCUCGGCGAGACAGUCGACCUGAAAAUACUACGCACACACGAGAUAUCCAGCAUAAUGGGCGGUGGAAAUUUGGAGGGUGUCAAUAUGCCACAACCACAAGCGAUUUAUGCCAAAGUACAACGACGUCCACGUAGUCCCUCCUCGAACACCGACGCCACUUCGACGGCUGGUGGCAAAGAUGCGAAACAUCGUGUAUUCCAUGUGACCUUGAAAAAGGAUAAAGUUUACGAUGAUUAUGGUUUCUCGGUGUCGGAUGGUUUGUACGAGCGUGGCGUGUUCAUCAAUCGUAUACGCACGGGCGGACCGGCGGAUUUGAGUGGGGUUUUGAAGCCCUUCGAUAGGAUUAUGCAGGUGAACGAGAUGAAGACCCAGGACUUUGACUGCUGCCUUACAGUGCCUUUGAUUGCGGCCGCUGGCGACAAAAUCGAGUUGAUCAUACAACGCACUGAAUGA